AGCUAUCUUUAUCCUUAUUGAAUUGUUUCUCCGUAAUUCAACACAGCACAACACAAACAUAAAACGAAUCAAAAAACCAUUUCUUCUCUCACAAUCACAACACAACAACCUAUCAUCUCUCUCUCACUCUCUCACUCAUUCACCUUGUUGCUUCCGAAAACUCACUCUGCUGUUGAUGGAACCUUGUCUCCUCCACCACCACCACCACACAACCCUCACAUACCCUUCUCCACUCUCAUCACCACCACCACCACCACCCUCCUUCAAAGGAUUCUUGUUUACAAGGCCUAUAUCUGUUGUUUCUUCUUCUUCUUUGCACCUUACUUGCAGACCAAUCAGAAGGGCUAAGAUCAAAGCAAGUGCUGGUGUAUGCAGCCUCAAUUCCCCUCUGGAGCCACGUUCUCUGGUGGGGAAGUUCCUCAGUGGGGUUCUGCAGAACCAUCGCCAGCUCUUCCAUGUUGCUGUUGGGGAAGAGCUGAAGCUCUUGGCUGAUGAUCGAGAUGCUGCACAUGCUCGCUUGAUUCUGGCUUCUGAUUCUGAUGAGUCCUUGCUUCACAGGAGGAUUGCACAACUAAAAGAGAAUCAAUGUCAAGUUGCUGUAGAAGAUAUUAUGUCUUUGCUGAUAUUUUACAAAUUUUCUGAGAUCAGAGUCCCUUUGAUUCCAAAGCUUUCUAGGUGCCUUUACAAUGGCAGGCUAGAGAUAUUGCCUUCUAAGGACUGGGAACUUGAGUCCAUUCACAACGUGGAAGUAUUGGACAUGAUUCGGGAACACGUAACUACUGUAACUGGAUUAAGAGCAAAAUCUAGUGUAUCAGAGAGUUGGGCAACAACCAAAGUUAGACAGUUCCUACUUGCUAGAAUAUAUGUUGCUUCGAUAUUAUAUGGUUACUUUUUGAAGUCUGUUUCAUUGAGGUACCAGCUAGAACGAAAUCUAUCUCUGGAUAACCAUGGUCAUAAGACUUCCCUCUCUUAUAAUGAUAUGUGUAAUGGAUUGAAAGAUACCAUCUUUGGCCGCUUGAGCAAUAUGCCAUCUUCCGUAGGGAAAGGGUUGAUCAGGCAAGAAGAGGAACUUGAAGACUUAAAAUGUUAUGUUAUGAGCUUUCAUCCUGGGUCAUUGCAGAGAUGUGCCAGGUUGAGAUCUAAGGAGGCUGUGAAUUUGAUUGAGAGUUAUAGUUUUGCCCUUUUUAACCAUGAGGGUUCUGGUUCAGUUGAGAAGGAUGAUGAGAUUUUGACUUCAUUUUCUAGCCUCAAGAGGCUAGUCUUGGAAGCUGUUGCUUUUGGAUCUUUCCUGUGGGAGACAGAAGAUUACAUUGACAUGUUAUAUAAGCUUAAGGAUAAUUAAGCUGUGUCAAGGCACUGGUUGUUGAGAGAAUUCUCCUUGUGUAUAUAGUGAGUUUUGGUUUUAGCAGUAGAAAGUUGGAUUAUGUUUAUAUUGUAUAUUAUUAUUAGUACACGUUUUGUGUACUAUAUAAUGUACAGUUUAAUGCUUUGCUUGUCUUUACUCUUUAGAGAUUUGAAAUAGUGAUGAGGUUGUAUAUGAA
Messenger RNA from Lotus japonicus, 1541 nucleotides. RefSeq names its product UV-B-induced protein At3g17800, chloroplastic-like. Lineage: Eukaryota; Viridiplantae; Streptophyta; Magnoliopsida; Fabales; Fabaceae. The record is from RefSeq and is a predicted model, not a curated record. Bases 176 to 1342 code for a protein of 388 amino acids. The transcript is spliced from 2 exons.